Messenger RNA from Pochonia chlamydosporia 170, 486 nucleotides. RefSeq lists its product as hypothetical. The record is from RefSeq and is a predicted model, not a curated record. Bases 1 to 486 code for a protein of 161 amino acids. The transcript has a single exon. NCBI's taxonomy places the organism in Eukaryota, Fungi, Ascomycota, Sordariomycetes, Hypocreales, Clavicipitaceae.
AUGAGUGAUCAAGGCCGCGUACUCUGUCGAAUAAGCACCCGUCCUUCUCCGAGACUGCGAACGAGCGGACGUCGAGCAGACGUCGACCAGAUGACGGUAGUUGGGUCGUUGGCCCCAAAUGCGGAUCAUGGUGUAGAGACAAAGGUCUCAUCAGGGGGUCGAAGAAUUGCUGCAGAUCAUGACUUGAUGAGAAAAAGCCACGCCUCAGUUGCUCGAGAUGGGAGAAAGCUCAGUUGUGAGUGGUGGCCUUGCAUUUGGCAGUCGUUUGAGGUACCUGAAAAGUGGGUGCUCGAAACGGCACAAAUUUUGUUCCUUCGUCUAGAAUGUCUCGCCAGUGUUGAGAUAAGGAAUAGAUCCUUGCUGAGAGUUGUGUGCAGGAUCAAUGAUGGGUUGACGGAAGAUGUGCCUGGUUUAGCUUCGGAGCAACUGCAAGUGUCAGUCAACUAUUUUGUUGGUCUGAUCGCCAUUGCUUUGUCUGCCCACUAA